This is a messenger RNA of Fusarium tjaetaba, 591 nucleotides long. RefSeq lists its product as uncharacterized. Bases 1 to 591 code for a protein of 196 amino acids. The record is from RefSeq and is a predicted model, not a curated record. NCBI's taxonomy places the organism in Eukaryota, Fungi, Ascomycota, Sordariomycetes, Hypocreales, Nectriaceae. The transcript has a single exon.
AUGGUCAACCUCAGCAAAACUUGGGUUGCUUGCCUCGCAUUUGGCCUUGUUGAGCCGAGUCUUGGACUCCAUGGCAAACAAGGUCAGCGCGUAGGCUACAAUCCUCUUGUCAAGCAAUGGAACGGCCCAGACUCCAACCUCACAGCAACUUUGGAUCUCGUUGAUCCCGGCCACGUCUCUGUGUUUGAGAAGCGUCGCCACAUCGAUGUCACGGCAUGGGCUACAGUGGCUUUGGCUGCUGGUACUACCAUCCUGGCUGCUGAGGCAGGCAUGAAUAUCUACAAGCAGGUUGCCGACAUUAUCAAGAGCAAGUCGAACCACAAUUCUUGCUCCAUGACUACUGGCACCGACUCGAACGGACAUAUCAUCGAGGGCUACGCAUACCUGGCGACUACGAGCGGACACGAUUGCAAGACCACUGCCGAAACGAAGACUAUCCUUGCUGCGGUCAAGGACUGUGCUGAUUGGCAGCAUAAGCAUGGAGCUAUCAUGGGCUGUUGUGUGCUGUCUCACGGUGGAACUUGGAAGGGUCAUCUGCGUCUCACCUCUCAGCCUAACAAGUACCCAGCCCAUGCGGUAAACUGUGAUUAA